Messenger RNA from Paralichthys olivaceus (Japanese flounder), 1432 nucleotides. Lineage: Eukaryota; Metazoa; Chordata; Actinopteri; Pleuronectiformes; Paralichthyidae. The record is from RefSeq and is a predicted model, not a curated record.
GCCGGCGUCCUACAACUGGGAGAAGAAGGAUGGUGAGCUCCCCUCACUGGCCAAAGCCGACGGUGCUUUCCUCCGCUUCGAGAUGCUCAACAAAUCAGAUAAUGGCGUCUACCUCUGCCAAGCUAACAACGGCAUCGGCACCAGCCAGGGGGAGUACACACUCCUGGUGCAAGAUCCUUCGGACCCAGACAACCCGGACACCACCUCCCCCUCCACUGACUCCACGAUAUCUUCCCCUUCCCCUUCGAUGACUUCGUCUUACCCUCCGAUAUCUUCCUCUUCCCCUCCGAUAUCUUCCUCUUCCCCUCCGAUAUCUUCCUCUUCCCCUCCGAUAUCUUCCUCUUUCCCUCCGAUAUCUUCCUCUUCCCCUCCUACCGCCUCUCCCACUGAUGUAUUAUCUGGCUCCAGCUCUGAAUCCACUUUCACCUCCUCCCCCUCCCCGACUGCCACCCCCUCAGAGGCUGACGUGUCGACCACCAUCUCCGAUUCCUCCACCACCACUCUCUCAAACGCCCUCUUUCCCGACCUGCCAUUCUCCCCUUCAUCCUCCCCGGCCACCCCUCCUUUGUCCUCUGCAAGCAUCGCUCCAUCCACUGCCGCUCCCUCCUCCCCCCCUACUCCCCCAGUUUCCGUCCAGCUGAAUGGAGUUUACACUUUCACAGAUGCUGCAGACAACGUUGCAGACCCCACAGCCAUGUUGACCUCUUCGGGGGUGGACCACGCUGUGAUCGGAGGUGUGGUGGCGGUUAUCGUCUUCAUUCUGCUCUGCCUCCUCAUUGUCCUCGGCAGAUACCUUAUCAGACACAAAGGGACGUAUCUGACCCACGAAGCCAAGGGCUCGGACGACGCCCCUGAUGCCGACACUGCCAUCAUCAACGCAGAGGGAGGCCACUCUGGAGCAGAGGACAAGAAGGAGUACUUCAUCUAGACAGAGGAGGGAGCAGUGGAGAAAAGGAGCGGCAGGAGGAGGUGGAAAAGUUGGAGGACGUGUGGUAGAGGGAUGGGGAGGAGUGAAGGGGGGGAAAAAAAACCCUCCAUUUUGUUUUCACGACGCUUCAGUUCUUCACUUGGUUGGAGGGAUGAUGAUGAUGAUUGGGGGGGGGGAGGGAGGGGAAGAACUGUGGGUGGCAUAAAGCGAUGAGUUGAGCUUCGACUGGUACUACCCUCUUUGCAUUGAUACAGGGAAGUGAGAUUUUGCACUUGACAUACGGACAAACUGAGGUUACACAAUCACACACACACGCACACACACACGCAGAAAAAUACUCGAGUCCGUUUUGGGAAGAACCUCUUCUCGCAGACUCGAACGCUCGUAGAUGCUCAGAAUAAGGAACGCGAGCUUCCUACUAACACGUCUGAAUUAUGACAUUUUUACACAAGCAUCGCAUCCGAUUUCUAACUCCCCGAAAACUGAAUUGUAACUCACAUUCCG